This is a messenger RNA of Amaranthus tricolor (Joseph's coat), 1586 nucleotides long. Its product is annotated as eukaryotic translation initiation factor 3 subunit H. The record is from RefSeq and is a predicted model, not a curated record. Bases 151 to 1212 code for a protein of 353 amino acids. Gene Ontology annotation, molecular function: metallopeptidase activity; translation initiation factor activity; protein binding. The transcript has 12 exons. NCBI's taxonomy places the organism in Eukaryota, Viridiplantae, Streptophyta, Magnoliopsida, Caryophyllales, Amaranthaceae. Gene Ontology annotation, cellular component: eukaryotic 43S preinitiation complex; cytosol; cytoplasm.
GAAUCAAAAUCAGAAAUCAUAAAGCUUAUAAACUUCACGCAUUAUAGAUUAGGGUUUAGUUCUCCAAUUCAUCAUCUUCUGCAGGAAGAGAAAAAGCGAUUCAGUUCAUCUCAUUCUCUCUCUUCUUUUGAAGCUUCCCUCACCAUAACCAUGGCGAAUCAAGCAGCACCAGUUCGAUCUUUUCUUCAAGCUGCUGCAAAGACCGAAGAAGCUCCUCUCCCUCUUCGUGUUGUUCAGAUUGAAGGCUUGGCAAUAUUGAAGAUAAUUAAACAUUGCAAAGAGUGUUCUCCAGAUCCCGUCACCGGGCAACUUCUUGGCUUAGAUGUUGGCAGUGUCCUCGAGGUUACUAACUGCUUUCCCUUCCCGACUAGAGAUGAGGAUGAAGAGCUUGAGGCGGAGGGUGCUAACUAUCAGCUUGAGAUGAUGAGGUGCUUGCGAGAGGUUAAUGUUGACAAUAACACCGUUGGAUGGUACCAGUCAACCUUCUUGUGGUCAUAUCAAACUGAAGAUCUAAUCGAGACGUUCAUGAAUUAUCAGGAAAAUAUAAGGCGUUGUGUUUGCAUUAUAUAUGAUCCGUCAAAAUCAAAUCAAGGUGUUCUGGCUCUCAAGGCAUUAAAGCUUUCAGAUUCUUUUAUGGAGCUAUACCGCAACAACAAUUUUACUGGAGAGAAGUUGAGGGAGAAAAACUUUACAUGGGUGGAUAUUUUUGAAGAAAUCCCUGUAAGUCAUUAUUCAUUUUUCAUUUUUGAAGAAAUCCCUAUUAAAGUCUCAAACUCACCCCUCAUAAGCUGUGUUAUGACACAGUUGGAAACUGACUCACCAGUCAACCAGUGUGAUUAUGAUCGCCUGCAAUUAUCUUCCACUCCUUACUUGGAGAGGAACUUGGAAUUUUUGGUUGGGUGCAUGGAUGCUUUGUCUAAGGAGCAGCAGGAGUUGCAAUUUCAUUACCGUAUUCUUGCCCGUCAACAAGCUCAACAGCAAGCAUGGCUUCAAAAGAGAAGGGCGGAGAACAUGGCACGGAAGGCUGCUGGAGAAGAGCCGUUGCCCGAGGAGGAUCCUUCAAACCCAAUCUUCAAGCAAAAUCCUGAGCCUUCAAGGCUGAAUAGUUUCCUCAUAACAAAUCAAAUUGCCAAUCACUGCAACCAAAUUAAUGGUGCUGUAGGACAGAAUUUCAGUCGACUAUAUCUGACAAAGGCAUUGCACGAGAACUGAUGCAGAAGUUUUGGUGUGCCUCUCCCAUAGAACGUCAGACAAAUACAAUUUUGCUUCCUAAAAUUGCCUGUCUUUUGUGGAAUAUAAGCAUCUGGGAGUUGGUCGGAAUUUCAAGAGAUGAAGAUUUGUUGACUAGUUCAUUUUUGUUUGACUAGAUUCGGGUUUUUAUACUAAAUUUUAAAUUCGUUAGAUUUAUAAUGUUUGUAUUACUAUAAUGAGCUCGUAGAUUUUAUUGUUCGGGUACACUCAAGACAAACAGUAGAAUCUGCAAUCUUUCUUGAUGAAUUUUCCCGAUGGUUCACUUUAUUUUCUAAUAUGUACAAUGUACAUGCUUAAGCAGUUGCACACUAGUCUCUACAUGUACCAAUUCUCAA